Messenger RNA from Eleginops maclovinus (Patagonian blennie), 1839 nucleotides. The record is from the annotation of a RefSeq genome assembly. NCBI's taxonomy places the organism in Eukaryota, Metazoa, Chordata, Actinopteri, Perciformes, Eleginopidae.
AUGUACCCCCCUUCACUCAUAAUAACCUGAAGCUUGAUCGUUGUUUUUUUCCUCUUGGCGUAUCCCGUAAUUACCAGUCUAGCCCUUGACCCUAUAAAAUCGGACUGAGCUGUCACACACGUAAAACCCGCGGUUAAGGCAGCAUUCUUUUUUAGCCUAUUCCCCCUCUUUCUAUUCCUGAACGAAGGCGCAGAAGCGGUCAUCUCUUCAUGAAGCUGAACAAACACAAUAACCUUCGACGUUAAUAUCAGCCUUAAAUUUGACUUUUACUCCGUAAUUUUUUUACCAGUGGCCCUAUACGUAACCUGGUCCAUCCUCGAAUUCGCAGCUUGGUACAUGCACGACGACCCCAAUAUAAACCGAUUUUUUAAGUAUCUCCUAAUUUUCCUUAUCGCAAUAGUUGUACUAGUAACAGCGAAUAACCUCUUUCAAUUUUUUAUUGGUUGAGAAGGGGUCGGCAUUAUAUCCUUCCUUCUUAUCGGCUGAUGGUUCGGGCGGGCAGAUGCAAACACAGCAGCUCUUCAGGCGGUUAUUUACAACCGAAUCGGGGACAUUGGACUGAUUUUUGCAAUAGCUUGAAUCGCCACAAAUCUUAACUCUUGAGAAAUACAGCAAGUGUUUGUCGCGGCAAAAGGGUUUGACCUAACCCCUCCUGUCAUCGGACUAAUUAUUGCUGCUACUGGAAAGUCCGCUCAGUUCGGCCUCCACCCUUGACUUCCCUCUGCUAUAGAGGGCCCAACGCCGGUAUCUGCCCUACUACACUCAAGCACUAUGGUCGUCGCGGGAAUUUUUUUGUUAAUCCGAAUAAGCCCACUACUUGAGAAUAACCCCGCUGCCCUAACUAUUUGUUUAUGCCUAGGAGCACUAACAGCACUAUUCACAGCCACAUGUGCCCUAACCCAAAAUGACAUCAAGAAAAUUAUUGCCUUCUCUACAUCAAGUCAGCUAGGCUUAAUGAUAGUCACCAUCGGCCUAAAUCAACCACAACUUGCUUUUAUACACAUCUGCACCCACGCAUUCUUUAAAGCCAUGCUCUUUUUAUGUUCCGGCUCUAUUAUUCAUUCUCUUGGCGGGGAGCAAGACAUCCGAAAAAUAGCAGCCCUCCAUCGCCAAACCCCUUGAACUUCCACCUGCUUUACUAUUGGCACCUUAGCUCUUACAGGCACCCCCUUCCUUGCCGGUUUCUUCUCAAAAGAUGCCAUCAUUGAAGCAUUAAACACCUCCCAUCUAAACGCCUGAGCCCUUAUCCUUACCCUGCUUGCUACUGCCUUUACAGCCAUUUAUAGCAUGCGUCUAAUCUUCUUUGUAGUCAUGGCCCACCCCAUGUCCCCAGCUAUCUCCCCUAUCGAGGAGUCCUACCCCGAGGUUAUCAACUCCCUCAAACGGCUUGCCUGAGGAAGCAUCGUCGCCGGGUUUUUAAUUACCCUUAACACCCUGCCCCUGAAAACCCCCGUAAUGUCGAUGCCCCCCAUACUGAAACUAGCCGCCCUCGUGGUCACAAUCUUGGGCCUUCUCCUGGCACUCUGAUUCACCUCCCUUUCUCUCCCCGGGCCUCAAACAACCUCCCUCCCCACCCCUCAUCACUUCUCCAACAUGCUCGGAUUUUUCCCCAGUGUUAUUCAUCGACUUCCUCCAAAACUAGCCCUAAUCUUAGGCCAUACGGCCGCCAAUCAAAUGAUUGACCAGACCUGGCUAGAAAAAGUUGGUCCGAAGGCCACAGCCACGCUAAAUAUGCCCCUGAUUACAACCACAAGCAACGCCCAACAAGGCCUAGUGAAAACUCACCUCCUUUUCUUUUUCCUUACCCUUGCCGUCGUAACCUUAACACUCAUCUUUUAA